AUGGCUGAAAAGGACAUCAUCUGCAUUAUCUCUUCGCAGUAUAAAGCGGUAUUCUUGAAGAUUAAUUCUUCAACCACCAUCUUGGAUCUCAAGUUUGAUGCGGCAGAGAGGUUAGAUCUUCCAUACGAGUCAUUAAUUUUGGCAUACGAAGAUCAAACAGUUGGAAGCUUAAAAUUUCUCAUUGAGAACGAUGGUGAUCUGACGUCUAUGGUGGAGCAUUGCCACAAUCUUGGACUGAAAGAGGUUCACGCGCAAGCUUUUAAAGAAGGAGAUGAUUCUUCGAAUAAACAGGAAAACGAGCAAGUCCGACAAGACAUUUUGAACUCAAAAAGUGUAGACUGUGGCCCGUCGGCGUUGUGGACCACAAGUGUUCCAGAUAAGAAUCCCAAUGACAAUCCUUCCAGAGAUAAUGUCAUGACGAUUGAUGACAUGAUUAGCAGAUCAGAGAGGAUUCCUGCUUGGUGGCAUACAGCUUUAACCGGUGAGGGACAACGAUUUGAAAGUGCGAAGGAGUUAAGAUUGGCCUUGCUAUACUACUCCAUGGCAAAAAAAUUCGAAUACGAGUUUGGGAAGAAUGAACCGAAGCGUAUUCGAGUGUUUUGUCGGUUUAAGGAAGCCAAAAAUUGUCCGUGGAUGUUAUUUGCCUCUCCACCGAAAAAUGAUAAUAGACUUGAAAUCAAAAGGUUUGUGGACAAUCACAGUUGUGGGCAGCAUGGCAAUAAUGCUGGUCAAUCUAGAGCCUCAAGGCGAUUCAUUGCUACCCAAUUACAACCCACGUUAAAGGUUCGACCGGAUAUACGGCCUAUUGACGUUCAAAAGGAGUUUCUAAGCUCGUAUGGGAUUAGGGUCGACUAUAGUAAGAUUUGGUGGGGUAAAGAAAGAGCACAAGAGAAAUUGUAUGGUGAUGCCCGUGAGUCCUACGAUCAAUUACGAUGGUAUGUAGAAGAGGUCAAGAAGACAAACCCAGGUAGCUAUAUUCAUGUUGAACAACAUGAGGGGAGGUUUACAAGGAAAAUAACGUUAACUGGAAGUGGUUCUUACAAGGUUAGUUCUAUCCCUAGCUAUGUUAGUUCUAUUGCAGGUUAUGAUAAUUCUAGCUCAUUCAUUGCUAACUCUAUAAUUCGUGUAUGGUAA
Molecule: messenger RNA, 1134 nt
Organism: Asparagus officinalis (garden asparagus)
Lineage: Eukaryota; Viridiplantae; Streptophyta; Magnoliopsida; Asparagales; Asparagaceae
Exons: 4
Coding region: 1-1134 (377 amino acids)
Source: RefSeq, a predicted model, not a curated record